CUGUCGCCGUGGCAGCGGCUGAGGCUGCUGGGCAGGGUGUCGGCGGCAGCCGACUGGAGAGAGGCGCUGACUUCCGACGUUAGCCUGGGUCGUCGGCGCUGUCGCUGCUGGGUGAACAGCUACACUCUGUGCUCCUCCAGGGCAGGCACCAUGUUGCGCGCAUCUUUAUCCCCAGCAUCUAGCAGUGCUGGCAUGUAGUUGGCACUCCAGGAAUGUGUGUUGAAUGAACGAUGCCUGUGACAAGCAACUGGACUUUAUUCUUUCCUGACCCUUGCUCCUAUGACACACCUCUCCCUGGCUGACCCUGUCAGAGAAACUCUCUUCUCUGGGGAAGCUGGAAGGCAAACAGCCAUGGCCAAGGACAUUCUGGCUGAAGCAGGGCUGCACUUUGAUGAGCUGAACAAGCUGCGGGUGUUGGACCCAGAGGUUACCCAGCAGACCAUAGAGCUCAAGGAAGAGUGCAAGGACUUUGUGGACAAAAUUGGCCAGUUUCAGAAAAUAGUUGGUGGCUUAAUUGAGCUUGUUGAUCAACUUGCAAAGGAAGCAGAAAAUGAGAAGAUGAAGGCCAUUGGUGCUCGGAACUUGCUCAAAUCUAUAGCAAAACAGAGAGAAGCCCAACAGCAGCAACUUCAGGCACUAAUAGCAGAAAAGAAAAUGCAGCUUGAAAGGUAUCGGGUUGAAUAUGAAGCUUUGUGUAAAGUAGAAGCAGAACAAAAUGAGUUUAUUGACCAAUUUAUUUUUCAGAAAUGAACUGAAAAUUUCAUUUUCUAGCAGGAGGGCAAAAAAAGGGAAAAAAACCCCACAACCCCCAAACCAAAAAAACCUCUAUCAUUCCAUGACUUGACCAAUGACCCAAAUGUGUCAUGUGAGAAGCUGUGUGAAGAACUGCAGCAUCUCUGAAGGCAAUAACAAACCUGGGGGAGUUUGUUUCAGAUGUCAGUGCUUAUCUGCAGGUGAACAUCCAGUGGCCAUCGUGGUCCAGGUUCUCACCUCUUGCAUUCUCUGUCUGAACUGAGCAGCCUGUCAACUUUUUUUUUUUGUAAAUUCACAAAGCUUUGGAAGGAAAAGCAAUAAAUUAUUUUCA
Molecule: messenger RNA, 1084 nt
Organism: Budorcas taxicolor (takin)
Lineage: Eukaryota; Metazoa; Chordata; Mammalia; Artiodactyla; Bovidae
Gene: IFT20
Product: intraflagellar transport 20
Exons: 6
Coding region: 280-750 (156 amino acids)
Biological process (GO): protein localization to cilium; intraciliary transport; centrosome localization
Cellular component (GO): Golgi apparatus; cilium; intraciliary transport particle B
Source: RefSeq, a predicted model, not a curated record